CUUCACCACGUACAGCUUUUCCGCUUCUAUUCUGUACUUCAGUAGACAUAAAAAAGCAUGGAUUCACAAAAAUUCUGGAGCCUUUCGUCGCUGACCUAAAAAAGUUGGAACAAGGCGUAACGGUUUAUUACGGUUCAGAGAAAUUCGUCUUAAGAGCUGUUAUGACGAUUUUCUGCGGCGAUACACUUGCGGUUCAUGACGUGUUUGGGUUACUUGGACCAAGGGCCAACUAUUUUUGCCGAAUUUGCCAGAUUACAAGGAAUCAAUUUCAUUCAAAUCCAUCCGAAGAAUAUCCGUUGCGAUCGAAAGAAUGGUAUGAAGAUCAACUUGCUGCAGUACAGGAUGGUUUGCUGAUACCGAAAGAUUGUGGACUGAGUACAUCAGGAUGUAUUUUCAAUGAAUUAGAGUUCUACCAUACCAGUAACAACUUCUGCCUCGACAGCAUGCACGACCUUGCUGAAGGGAUAGUGCCCCUGACGAUCCAACUAGUGCUAUCAACUUUAUACAAACAAAAACAUUUAAAGAUAACAGCAAAGUUCAUAAACAAUCGCAUUAACACAUUUCCUUUUGGUUACGCUGACCGCUGCAACAAACCUUCACCAAAUUUUAAAGACGAAAUGCUCGCUAACCCUGCCCAGCAUAAAAUCAAACAAACAUCUGCACAGUCUCUUCUCUUGAUAAGAGCUUUCCCGUUCCUUUAUGGUCAUGUUGUCUCCAAGGAUUGUAUGCUCAUGCGUAUGAUCGGUCAUCUAAUUAAUAUCGUGAGGAUAAUUUCGUCACCAGUCGUAUCUGAACACCUACUUGCACAGCUGGAAGAACAUAUAACAUACUUUGAGGAUAGUUUUUUCGAAAACUUUAAGCAGCGUAUCAACAAGUUGCAUCACUUGCGUCACUACGCUCUCUGCAUAAGGAAGAGUGGUUCAAUGAAACAAUACAAUUGCUUUCAAUUUGAACAAACGAACAAAAUAAGCAAGAAUCAAGCGAAUACGUGCAAAAACUUUAAGAAUAUUUGUUCCAGCUUGGGCAAGCGGCAAUGUCAGAGAAUGAUAAUGAACGUGCUUGAUAAGCCAUUCCGCGACAAGCUGACAUUCAACUCUGGAACCCUAGCCUUACGUGAUGACUGCCUCAGUGAACAAUUUCUGUAUCCACAUCUGCAGUUUAUCUGCAAACCAAAAACCGUCACGCUUAAUGGGGUUGAGUUCAGAAUGAACGCGAUACUUGGAUUAAAAAUUCAUGACAACGAGUUCUAUCCGACAUACGGGAUUAUACGAGAAAUCAAUGUCAUCGAUGGAAAAGUUUUCUUCCUAAUUCGAUCCUGUAAAACUGCGACGUAUAAUGAUUUUCUAGAAGCGUACGAGAUAGAAAUCCUAGCCAAAGAUGAUUUUAUGUCUAUUGAAGAAUGCCAUACGCAUUCAAUAUUUUCAUUCUGGUCACCAUACGACAGUCCGAAGAAGUACAUUUCACGGCGAGUGUACAAUCAAGAUUAUUAGUACAAGUAGUUAACAAAUAACUCUGUUGGAACUUUAGAAUAUUUAAUGGCAGUAAUUCUUUUUCAGCUAAGGAAGAGAUCGACAACUUACAAAUGUUUCUAUCACUGAACGAACAUGACUUUACCAGACUCGGACUCACUACAAAAAUGAUCAAAACUAUACAGAAGAUACAAACACAGUACAGAAAUUACGAUGAAACUAAGAGCACGGAAGAAUGGCUUGAGGACACUAUGGUUGACGCUGAUUAUCAUGAACAAGCUGAUGUGUCCAGAAGGGUGAUCAAUGCAAACAAUCCGUAUGAAGGGAUCAUCUUGGAGCAGGUUUGAAACGUAUCAAUAUUAUAUGUGGGUCAUUCAAUCAACGUAUAUUUGUUUCUAUAUAUUCUAGAAAAUCAAUAUUGAUCGGGUAUUUGAUCGAACCGACAACGGAAUAUGCAUCAUGGAACUACUGAAAGAAGGUGGACGACCCAAGGAAACGAUUCGAAGACAAAUCACAGCACUUCUUUGCGAUUGCUUGAAAUCAUUGUAUGGAACGCACGCCAGCAACUUCUACAAAAAUCAGAUCGCCUUGUCACUGGUUGAAACAUAUCCUGCACUGAGUUCGAAGAAUGCCGAGAUUCCACAAUCGCUGUGGUUCCAUCCCCACGGAAGAGGGCUGAACCGUCAUGCUGGCAGUGUAUAUUACAGAAUGGAGAAUGUGGCAAGGCAGUCAGAUGAACGCAUAAUCAAACGCCGAAAACUUGGUGAAUUCAGCCAUACAAAUGAAAUUGAUGCGACUCUUGAACAAGAAGAUGACAAUAUGGAGGACCUUGUGCUUGAAUUGAAGUUCAUUGUUCCAAAUGUUCAAUCUAAGGUGAGAAUUGUUGAACUAUGGGAGAAAACAUUUGCAAGUCGACAACAAAAACGUACAGCGGGGACUUUGGUGGAAUAUUUGAAAGAUUUUCCCGUGAUUGGUGCCUUUAAUGGAGAACUUAUCAAACUGGAAUUUACAAAAAUCAAGCCUGGAGCGAAGUCGUUCACCGAUCACUGGGAAGAAUUACAGAAUAAGAUCCUUAAGCAGUACGCUGAUAUGUUCGUGGAGUUGAAAAACAGUAAGUUGCGUUUAAAGCUUCAAUGAGUCCACACAUUUAGAUAAUUAAUUUCCCAUAGAAUUCAUCAGAGCGCUGGCAAUAAUCCGUGCUAAAUGCCCAUCACGUGGUGUUAAGCGAAAUAAAAUCAAUGAUGCUACCAAGAAAAAUCCAUUGGCUGGCGUCAUGGAGUGGAUAAGUGUAA
Molecule: messenger RNA, 2761 nt
Organism: Ochlerotatus camptorhynchus
Lineage: Eukaryota; Metazoa; Arthropoda; Insecta; Diptera; Culicidae
Exons: 5
Coding region: 1929-2606 (225 amino acids)
Source: RefSeq, a predicted model, not a curated record